GGCGGCCUCUCUAGCUCAGACAUGGCGGGCGCAGCGGACGACGUGAUAGCUCAGGUCAACGAGACGCUCAAAGAAGCCGUCAAAAAUGAAACGAGCAAGUUCCAGCCGACUCCCGCAGGUCAGGCAGUCGCCUACACCAGCAUCAUGCUUAUGGCUUUCUUCCCCAUCGUCUUGGGUGCCUUCAAAUCCGUCACACACCAGCGGAAACAAAAGGAGUCGGGCGAAAAACCCGAAACCAUGACGAGGAAGGAUGCUGCCAUGUUUCCAGUCAUAGCCAGUGGCGCACUGUUUGGCUUGUACAUUUUCUUCAAGCUCUUCUCAAAAGAAUACAUCAACCUUCUCCUCACGGGGUACUUCUUUUUACUUGGAGUAUUAGCUCUGGCUCAUAUAUUGAGCCCGGCGUUCAGCCGCAUCCUGCGAAGUCUGCUGCCCAGUGACUUUUAUCGCUGGGAGUACAGGAUCUCCUUCCAGCGGUGGUCGACGACACAGACGGAUGAGUGCGAAGAGUACUUUGACUACCGCUUCAGCUAUGACGACAUAGCCUGUUGGAUCUGCUGCUGCAUCUUCGGAGUCUGGUACCUCUGGAAAAAGCACUGGGUGGCCAACAACCUCUUCGGCCUGGCCUUCGCUAUCAACGGCGUCGAGCUGCUGCACAUCAACACUGUGUCCACCGGCUGCAUCCUGCUUGGUGGCCUCUUUGUCUACGACAUCUUCUGGGUCUUUGGCACCGACGUCAUGGUGACCGUUGCCAAGUCUUUCGAAGCACCCAUCAAAUUGGUGUUCCCCCAAGAUUUCCUGGAGAGCGGGUUUGCGGGAAGGCACUUCGCCAUGCUCGGCCUGGGAGACAUCGUCAUUCCUGGCAUCUUCAUUGCCCUGCUGUUGCGGUUUGAUUACAGCCUAAACAGGCAAAGGAAUCUCUACUUUGUGAGCAGCUUCGUUGCCUACGUGCUUGGUCUGGCGCUGACCAUCUUCAUCAUGAUCUAUUUCAACCAUGCGCAGCCAGCGCUGCUGUACCUGGUACCAGCGUGCAUAGGUGUGCCACUGACCGUUGCACUCCUCAUGGGGGACAUCACAGCCAUGUUCAAGUAUGAAGACCACCCUGCUGAGGAAAAGGCUUUGGGCACUGAUGAACGGCGGGAGCAAGAAAGCGAAAGUGAUAGCGACCAGAAAACGCCUAAGGCUUCGCCAGCGUCUGGGAAAAAAAAUACUAGGAAAGACAAGUGAAGUGCAUCAUCGAACUAGGAAAACACGGCCAUGGAAAACGCUUUAGAAGCUGUAUUAAAUUGAGGACACUCUCUUCAAGGUCUAAGCAGUACAGGAAGUGCGGCCGCCGCAAGACGUUGUAACGACACAUUUCAAUCUACGAAGGAAAAGGAGUCGAGACUAAAGUUUUUUGAGCAGUUGCAUUAGGAAUAUUUUGGGGAUUCAGUUCGCAUGGCCAGGUUUGUUUCCGUUGACAUUUGGGAGCAUGUGUUACGAUGCUGACAUGAUGCCAUGUGCGGCGAGUGUCCAUGCGCAUGGCAGUUUUGCGAAUUCAUUGGUUGUGUUGUAACCAACUUGCGAAGCUGAAAUUGCUGUUAUGAAGGGUUUGUCUUAGCUGAAAAGUCUUGGCAUUUGCCGAAAUGAUUUGGGAACGCGUGGGGCAGUCUUUGCCUUAGUUUGUUGUAUCCUUAUUUGCCCCUUUUUUUUCACAUUCUGGAAGAUUUCUCUGCGUUGUAAGGCCCGGUCUCGACAACUGUUUGGGUGUUCUGUUGUGCAUCAUUCCGUUGACCGAGCAGCUGAGAAACUGUUAUAAGCCGAGCCACAUCUCAACUUGAGAGACAGGUCGUAAAGCCUGAACACUGAAGAAAACGCAUUUGGCUCAUAAGAUAAUUUAUUACGACAUUGAGACUAAGUGACAAUAAAUUCCAUAAUAAAUUUGGCUUGUUUACAUGUCUGUAUAAACGUUCAUUUCAUAAACGUUUGUGUUCCAUCAAAACAUGAGUAUUUCGACAAGUCCACCAUCACGAGGAUGAAUUUUUUUUCGUUUUUGGUACGUCGUGUUUACCGUUCAUAGAUAAAAUAAAAAAUUUCCUUGUGGAGCAGAAUAUUUUUAUACCUCAGUCCAGAGUCCAAAUGAAACCCAAGGUUGGAAUAAUUGACGAGCAUUGUUGUCUUAUUACUUGAUUUUGUAAGAAAAAAUAGGGUGACGGUACCACUUGUCUUUUUUGGUUGUGCGCUUUCCAGCCAAAGAGAAUAAAAGAUCUUUCACACCUGUUGGGCA
This is a messenger RNA of Dermacentor silvarum, 2263 nucleotides long. Its product is annotated as minor histocompatibility antigen H13. The record is from RefSeq and is a predicted model, not a curated record. The coding region runs from base 22 to 1224 and encodes 400 amino acids. NCBI's taxonomy places the organism in Eukaryota, Metazoa, Arthropoda, Arachnida, Ixodida, Ixodidae. Gene Ontology annotation, molecular function: aspartic endopeptidase activity, intramembrane cleaving. Gene Ontology annotation, cellular component: lumenal side of endoplasmic reticulum membrane; cytoplasmic side of endoplasmic reticulum membrane; membrane. Gene Ontology annotation, biological process: membrane protein proteolysis. The transcript has 11 exons.